AGUGGCAUAAUUUGAAAAAGCGGCCUUCGUCUGGCUAAUUAUCGUUAGUUCACAUUAUUUCCACUCUGAUUUAAAAACGGCGAAAAUAAAUCGUUUUUUCAAGUUUAUAUUAAAUAAAUUAAUCAAGCAACAUUGUUGAAGCUGGUAACAGUAGCGCGGUGCGACUGUGAGUGUUGUGUGGUAUUGUGCGAAAUAUUGGCGUUUUGUAAAAUGCGUUUUCCUAUUGUUAUUAACCGGGAAACUUAUUUAUUACAGAUCGUCCUUAGCUGGCUGCAUCCAGUCACAAUGCUACGGCUAGCCGUCUAGCAAUCCUCCGUCCAGUUGAACGGAGUGGAGCUAGCUGACUGUUAGCUUCGUGUCAGCGCUAGCUAGCAACCUGGGGCUGACAUUCCGUGACAAGGGGAAAGUGAAGAAAAUAACUCGAGUGACGGAAAACACCAAGUCAGGAAAUUACACAGCAAACGUCUGCCUCUGUUCGACGCGUAGCGCCUUUGCAUGAUUUGUUUAAAUGGGUAACUUGAGUAAUUUACAUAGUUUAAACGUGUUGGUGGCCUCUUCCUAUGCUCCGCCAUUUUGUAUAAGACGAAUGCUAAUCAUGGGCGCUCCUACAUGCACUUUAUUCAGGGAUAGAAUAAAAUUGAGGUAUCAUGUGCAAAGUCAAACUUAGUCAAGGUCCUUAAGCUCGGGCUGUUGUUUACUUUUCACAUGGUUACGACCACCAUGCAAACAGACAAUAUCGCCUUAAUUCAGUGUUGAACAUGCGUCAAGACUAAAACGUUAUAUCGUAAUAUUAGUCUGAUUAAAACGCUUUUAAGUUUGGCCAGUCAGUGCAGGAGACAGUGUUCUCUUUAAAAUGGAUAAUCAAAUGACCGUCUCGCUUGUUCAUAGCAAGGCAAACAGCCGGUUUUAAGAGAUACUGUUAAAACAAGGAAAAGAUGAACUUGUGUGGUUAACUUCAAGUUGAGACAUCUUUCCUCGUGUUUGUCAAUGAUCCUGAUGAAGGUUCGUCCCAUUGGGACCGUUUGUGCGCGUGCAGCCCCGUUAGAUGACCAGCAAAACAAUAUUAUUAUUGACUGUUUUGUCUGAAAUCGAAGUGCAUGGUGUAUCCUAAAGCCAGCACACCGUCGCCAUCUAGAGGCGAUGUUGGGUAAUUCUGUUUACAAGUGCAGGUAGACACUGCGUUUUGUCGUUGGGAGCACCUUGUAGGUAAAACCAUACAGAGGGGGGCUGCUUCACUGUGGUAAUCAAACCUAGUCAGCACAAUAGACGGAGAACAAUGUCAUGAUUUAAAUCAGAGAUGUGGACUGAACCUUUCUCGUCAACCCCCUGGUACAUUUUGGUCCCCUGUAAUGUUUUUGUGUCAGUUGUCAGGAUAUGACAAUGUCUGUAAUGGGACUGUCGUUGUGUCCGUGCAGGUUGGGGAUAUCAUAGGAGUGGGAAUGACCGACACUCCACCCAGUGAUGGCCCCUCCCAGGGUGCUGAGUUUGAUAUGAUGGGUGCUCUGGACUGGAAGGACGGUAUUGCCACGCUGCCAGGCAGUGACAUCAAGUUUCGCAUGACAGAGUUUGGGACGCUUGAGAUUGUCACAGACCUAGAAGUCAAAGGGCAGAAGGCAGAGACCUUGGACCCAGCUCAGUCUCACACUCCUACCCCUCCACCAGAGGGCCAAUCACAGACCGGCAAAGCCACAGCUCCGGCCAAUCGCAGUCAGCCAGGCUCAUCUCACGGUAAAGCCCCCGGUCCUGUGCUUCUGUCUUUAGAAGAGGGUCCUAGUAUGGAGGGCCCCAGUGUGGAAGUUGGUCCCAGUGUUGAGGUCGGCUCGAGCGCAGACACGGGCCAAAAUGGGGAGUUGUCGAGGUGCCGGGCCUGUGGCAGCCGCGUUCCCCGAGACGCCCUCCUUCAGGGCAAAUUCUGUAGCUCCAUUUGUGCGCAGCCCUCCAGCGGCAGAUCGUCCCCGGGGGAAGCGAGGGAGAGUCAAGCAGUUGAUGGCGAGAGGCUGGGCAAACGUGUGCGCAAAAAGAGGAAGAUCUAUAUGGAUUCUGGUGAUGAAGAGGAAGACAACCAAGAGGAACCAGAGGAAAAGGCCAAAACUACCAAAGGAAGGAGAGGUGCCAAAAUUGCCAAACUGGUGACGGCCCCGGGCAAUAAGAAACGGGCUUGGAGCUGGCCGUCUUACUUGGAAGAAGAGAGGGCCAUCGCUGCUCCUGUUAAACUAUUCAAAGAGCAUCAGUCGCUUCCUCAAAGCAGGAACAGUUUUAAAGUGGGAAUGAAGCUGGAGGGGCUGGACCCGUCUCACCCGUCCCUGUUCUGUGUGCUCACUGUCGCAGAGAUACAAGGCUAUAGGGUAAGGCUCCACUUUGACGGUUACCCAGAAUGCUACGACUUCUGGGCCAACGCCGACUCGUGGGAUAUGAAACCAGCCGGCUGGUGUGAGAAGAAUGGGCAUAAGUUAUUGUUGCCUAAAGGUUGUAAGGAUGGAGAGUUUAAUUGGAGCAUGUAUGUGAAGAACUGUCGGGGUCAGCUGGCCCCAAAACACCUUUUCAAGAGUCUCAACACAUCUGUGACUCCGUCUGGAUUCAGAGCCGGGAUGAAGCUGGAGGCGAUUGACAGGAAGAACCCGUCUUUGAUCUGUGUAGCAACCAUUGCUGCUGUUGUUGACAACCGGCUGCUCAUUCAUUUUGACAACUGGGAUGACACGUAUGAUUAUUGGUGUGACGCUAGCAGUCCAUACAUCCACCCUGUGGGAUACUGUGAGGAAGCUGAACUUACUCUGACCACUCCAGCUGGUAAGACACAGACCAAGACACACGUGGAAUAUAAGCAGCCCAAGAGCUUCUCAUGGGAGAAAUACCUGGAAGAGACGGGCACACAGGCGGCUCCUGCUCGCGCCUUUAAACCGCGACCUCCACAUGGCUUCCAGAUUGGGAUGAAAGUGGAAGCCGUGGAUAAGAGGAACCCGAUGCUCAUCCGUGUUACGACAAUAGCGGACACAGAGGACCACCGACUGAAGAUUCAUUUUGAUGGCUGGAGCUCAGAAUAUGACUACUGGGUGGAGACGGACUACCCUGAUUUGCACCCUGUAGGGUGGUGUCAGAAAACGGGACACCCGCUACAAUACCCAAACGGCUCCAGUGAUUUAGUGACUGCCCCAGGACAAGGUUGUCCUACCACAGGAUGCAACGGGGUUGGCCACAUUAGAGGACCUCGCUAUGGGACCCACUACACUCAGGUGAGCUGUCCCUAUUCGGAGAUAAAUCUGAACAAGGAGGGCUUGCUGCCAGACCGCCUAAGUGGAGAACGACCUCUCGCCCUCAGUGGACCUCAUCCACGUGGGCGCCGCCCUGAUCCUCAAACAAACACCACGACACAGACCUCCUCAGCGCCAGACCAGCUGGAAGGAGCUGAAGACUCCCAGAACAGGAAACCGACGACAGUGGAGGCUGAGCGUUUGGGACGUACCACUCAGCCAGAGCCACCGGGGGGAGCCAGUGAGCAGAGCCACAAUGGAACAAGGCCUAAACGGACCGCUCCAGUUCCCAAAUACCUGAAAAUGCACUACGUGAAAGAGGAGAUUGGGGAUAGCAAAGCCUCUCCGGACACCAUCUCUCUCCAGCAGGCCCUCCACGAGUCUGUGUUCUCCCCUGGCCUCUCUGCCUCCCCACCCCACCGGGUGGCUCUCUGCUGGGACAAACACUGCCAGCUGCUGCCCGAGGUCCUGGGGCUGACUGCCAAGAGAGUGGCCACUUGGAGCGCCGAGGAGGUGGCCACUUUUGUCAAAGGACUUCCAGGAUGUAAAGAACACGCUGCUACGUUUAAAACAGAGCAAAUAGAUGGCGAGGCCUUCCUGCUGCUCACCCAAGCGGACAUCGUCAAGAUCCUGUCCAUCAAGUUAGGACCGGCCCUGAAGAUCUACAACUCCAUCCUCAUGUUGAAGAACGCAGACGAAGAGUAAGACUCUAAAGACUGACGAGGAAUCCCUCCCUCCUUACCGGCCCCUCGACACUCAAGCUGUGAGACGUUUGAUAAAAUCAGCCCGAGCAGGUUUCUAGUGUCGAGCUCCACAUCACAGAGAAAAUGUCCGUCCCUCCCCCGUCCCCCCGUCCCCCCUCCUUUGUGGAACGUACUGAUCAACCUGAGGGAGGGUGUUACAGGAUUCCGUGAGGAUUCCUCCACUCAUAUCGUGUUUGUUUACUAAAUCAUAAAAAAAAAGAACUACAGGCACCUUCAAUGCUCCUUAACAUUGUACAGUUUAUGAAUUGGAUUUAGGGUCACGAUUCUGUUGCAGUCCCUGUUUUUAUUUGAACUGUAAUGGUGCUUGAGCUGCGAGCAGAUGGAACAAGCGUGUUUGUGCUUUGUUGCAUUUUACUUGUCAAAACUUCUUUCUUUUUUUUUUUCUUUUUUUUUCUUUUUUUUUAAAGCUGCAAAAUACAAUCGUGAGGUGGCGAGAGGUUUUUAACAAUGUGAAACCCAGAGGAACAGAAGCACUAUGUAGUUGAGCCUUCCUCCUCUAGAUGGAGGAAGUGGGCCGCUCCACAGGCCUGAAGGCAAAACAGUUUGAUUCAAUUGGACUGAAGCUUAGAUAGAACGGGGGAUGGUAAAGACGGUGUGUGUGUGUGUGUGUGUGUGUGAGAGAGAGAGAGAGAG
Anarrhichthys ocellatus (wolf-eel) is the source of this 4645-nucleotide messenger RNA. It is a transcript of the gene l3mbtl1b, whose product is annotated as L3MBTL histone methyl-lysine binding protein 1b. Gene Ontology annotation, molecular function: histone binding; zinc ion binding; chromatin binding. Gene Ontology annotation, biological process: negative regulation of DNA-templated transcription. The record is from RefSeq and is a predicted model, not a curated record. The coding region runs from base 1350 to 3953 and encodes 867 amino acids. Lineage: Eukaryota; Metazoa; Chordata; Actinopteri; Perciformes; Anarhichadidae. The transcript is spliced from 20 exons. Gene Ontology annotation, cellular component: nucleus.